This is a messenger RNA of Cuscuta campestris, 1250 nucleotides long. NCBI's taxonomy places the organism in Eukaryota, Viridiplantae, Streptophyta, Magnoliopsida, Solanales, Convolvulaceae. The record is from the annotation of a GenBank genome assembly.
UCGUCCAAAAUUAAAAAUCCGUUUUGAUCGGGAUUAAGAAAAGUGUUAAAGAGUUAAAAGUGUAAGGAUGUAAAAGAAAGAUUUAUGUUGAGAUGAACUAAAAAGAAACGCAAGUUAUUUAUUUUGGGACAAAGGGAGUAAUUUAGAGGCCCUGUAUAGGCGUAAGAUAUUCACAUUUUUUGUCCCAAAUGAACCCUGCCAAAUUGAGCAUGUGCAUUGUCUGAGGCUGCCCAAGAACUACAUGCCCGAGUCUGUUAUGUAGCGGUUUUUAGAACAUUUAGUCGGUCCGCGAAACCCCAGACCCUACUUGUGUGGGUCCCACCUGGGUUGUUGUUGUUGUCGUAAGUCAGUCCGCUAAUGUUGGGUGUUACUCAAAUGAAGGUACGUGGUGCGCAUCCCGGAGAAUCUGGCAAUGGACAGAGCGGCCCCACUGCUAUGCGCCGGGAUAACAGUGUUCUGUCCCAUGAAGGACAACAACCUGUUGGACACAAAGGGGAAGAGAAUUGGGAUAAUAGGGCUUGGUGGGCUUGGCCAUGUGGCUAUCAAGUUUGGGAAAGCUCUUGGUCACCAUGUCACUGUCAUCAGCACCUCUCCCUCCAAAGAAAAGGAAGCUAAAGACCACUUGGGUGCAGAUGACUUCAUUCUUAGCACCAAUCCUAAACAGAUGCAGUCAAGCAAAAGGACUUUGGACUUCAUUUUGGAUACAGUGGCAGCAAACCACUCAUUGGGAGCUUACCUAGAGCUGCUUAAAGUGAAUGGAACACUUGUGGUGGUGGGUGCACCAGAAAAGCCAAUGGAUUUGCCUUCUUUCCCAUUGAUUUUUGGGAAGAGAACAAUAAAGGGUAGCAUGACUGGGAGUAUGAAGGAGACACAAGAGAUGAUUGACUUCUGCGGGGAGCAUAACAUACUGUGCGAUAUAGAAAUGGUGAGAACAGAUGAAAUAAAUGAAGCCUUGGAGAGGCUUGCAAAGAAUGAUGUCAAGUACCGCUUUGUCAUCGACAUUGCAGGGAAAUCACCAAAGCUCUAGGCAUUUUAUCAUUCUUUCAAAAUGCCCUUUUUCUUCCUUUUCUUGAAGUCCAGUGUAUCUGAAAACAUCAAUUCUAAUUAUUGUUUUACCUAUUUGAGAAAACUUUCACCAUACAAUAAACAUCUUCUGCAUCUUACUUUCUAUGAAUUAAUUGAAGUUCUAUGUACCAAGUGGUUUUUGGGGGAGUGGUUUAUCCAUAUAUAAAUAUAUCUUAGACUUGCUA